AUGGAUCUUGCCUGUGAAUCCCGGGUUCCGUUCCUGCUCUGUUGUCCAUGCAGCCGCCACUCGGCCCCGCGGCUUCUCAAAUCAGUGCAGGCGAUCACCGAAUCGUCUGCCCUGAUCUCGUUAUACGAACGACGAAAUAAUUCCUGGGAUCCAUACAAAUCGUCGCCCACUGUGUCGCCUGCGCUCUCCAGCGCCUCAACCGCCGACGGCGAGGGCUCUCCCGAGCUCCCGCCUCUGUCAGCGCCCAGACUGCCCGAGCGAGUCCUCGGGCUGUUGAGGACCCCGCCGGACAGUCGCGCAGAGUCGGAGGACGACGGCACCACGGAGUACAGCACCAACCAGUGGGGCUCACCCUACCCUCCUCACCUUAGGAACAGCCGGAGUAUCAGCAGCGACGCCUCUGGAGACUCGCCGCUCCAUCGCCUGGAGCUCCAGACCCCCUUCCUCCGGCCUGCGCCAACCAUACCGGAGGUUCCACAAGAGGUCCGCUUACCAGAGAUCAGCGCGGCCGCAACCGUCCUCGCGAAUCGGGCAAGGCGCGUCGCGAACGGCAUUACCGAGGGUUGGAUCCGCCAGCACACCACCAAGGGCACCGUCGAGCAGGAAAGGCGGCACUGGUUUAGCGACGGAGACAGUGAGAACUCUUCAUUGAGCGACUCCUUUUCCGCCGGCGAGGAAGCUGCCUGGUUGGACGACGACACCGCACGAACCCCCAAGGCCAGCCGCAGCAAGGCGGGCGAUCGGAGUAGGCAGACUUCUCGGGGCGGACUAGGAAAGCAGUCCAGCAACGAGACACUCCGGCAAUCGCACCUGGGCCGCAAAAAGGACACGGCGGCUAAAAAAAUGGCAUCAUCGGACGACAUGGCGACGCCCGACAGCGUGGGGGAUUUUGGGCCGUUUCGCAAACCAAUAGAGAGAUCUCGCACACCGACCAGCGACCGCAGUUCAAGACCAAAUGGUUUCGGUGCGCCCCCCAAUGCUGGGCCUCUCACCCCACCAAGACCCGUGGUCAAGCGGACCGCAGCAACGCCGCGCUUAAAGAAGAAAAUACCCUGGAAGGGCAAGAAUAUCCUAGUUCUUCUUCCUAGGGAUGAUGAGCGUGGUCUGCCGGGCAAAAGCCCUGCUCCUCUGACAGAGGCCAACGUCUCCGGCAUGCUUCGGAGCUGGCAGCAACUCGGCUACGAUAUUGACGGAUUCGAUUUGUACGAGCCGGCCGCGGCGGUAGAGCCCAAGGAACAGUCACAGAGUAGGGGUGCUUGGCCAGAUCCCGACGACUUGGUGAGGGAGCGGAAGAGCCGUGACUGGACAGUACUUCUUCCAGAUUUGAACGCAUGGAAGCGCAAUCAGGCGAUGCCCGGCUUCCCCUUCCCCGGCCAGUUCGUCACCUCCGCCUCCCAGAGCCCCGGCAUCCCAGCUGGUGCCUCGCCUGUACCGUUUGGCGUCAAGUUCAACCCCCGCGCGUCCAUGUCGGUUCAGUCACCGCAUGGGUGGUCUCCACAGAUGAUGCUGCAACAUGGCCAUCGUGGUGGCUCGCCUUCGUUGGCUAACCUCGGUGCGAUGAUGUCGCCCACUUCACCUUUCUCGCCGGAUGGAAUGCCAGGCCCAGGGCAUCAUCAACGUCACCAGUCACUCCAGUUCCCUACCUUGCCUCACCAAUUCCAGGCCCCGGCCAGGGCUUCCCCCCGCCUCCAAGAUCUACGCGAGAUUGAGGAAGAGGCAGUCGUACCCGAGGCGCCGGUACCAAAGAGCCCUAAACAGCGCUUUGUGCAUCACAAUGCCAGCGACAGCCUGCAGAAGGAGAUUGACGAAGCAGAAUAUCAUCUGGAGGAACAAAUGCGAUCACAGCUGGACAAUGAUGUGGAUUACAGCCCUCACAAUGACGGCGACAAACCAGAGGCGGGCCCGGUCACCUCCACGAUUAGCCAUGCGGGAGAGCAGUUGGGCCAGUUCGCGCCUCAGCCUCAUCGAUUUGCCGGGGAGGCGGAUGGCCCUGUCCUCCAUCAUCCUCGACCCCAUAGUCGCGGCCAUUCGCUCUCCCAGAAAUAUUUCACCGAAGACGACGCCUCUACCCAGGGAACUUUCAGGCCCACCCUACAGCAGAUCAGCGCGCAACCGGCCGAGGAAGACGAAAUCGAGACAAACCCAAGCAAUUUGGGUACACCUGUGCAGACCUUGGAGUUCUCCAAGCUUACCCAGCAUCAGCGUGGCUUCUCUACUGCCAGCAACCCCUGGACCGACGAACCUGGCAAGUCAGCCAAAAGUGGUCACCAAUCGCGCCCCAGCCAUGGCAGUGUUUCCUCCUUCUCGAAGCUCAACGUGGAGGCUCCCGAGUUCAAAUUUAACCCCGCGAGCACAUUCAAGCCUGGUGCAUUCAGUUUCUCGAGUAAUUCGUUCCAGCCCACGGCGUUCAAUACAAGCGUAACCCAGACAAACUUGAGCCAGCCCAGUCCACCGAGGCCUGGCUCCUCCAAGAUCAACGCUAAUGCGCCCGUCUUCUCCCCGCGUCAGAGCGAGUUCAGCUUUUCAGCCUCCGGGCCCAAGUUUCGCCCGGAUGCUCCUUCGUUCACGCCGCGAUCGAUGCCUGCGUCCGUCGCGAGCCCAGUCAUGUCGGGGGCUGAGAGUGGUAGCAACCGGAACAGUUCCAUCUUUGGUGCCAUUGAUCUAAGCGGUGCGAAUCACGGCAAGCCACUGAAGAACAUUAAGGCGGCAUCGACCACGCAACCAGAGCGCCAGGAAUCACCUGCAAUUAAUGGUGUGCGGUAUGAUUCUGACGGCCGCCCUCUGUUUGACGAGUCUCGCGUCAAGAGGACUUGGGAAAAGGCAGACGAUGGUGAUGAUGUACCGCUGUUCGCCGAACCCACAAAGGACGACACGCCUGUACCUGAAUCCCACUUGGAUACAGCUACUCAGGAUGACGGUGUGCCGGCAGAGGAGAAGUCAUUUGAUGAGUCCAACCUAGGGCUCAAUGACAUGACAAUGUCGUCAACCAUGGUCUCCGAGACGACAGAUACCAAGGCCACCGUUAGCCCGUCUGAACCUUCCCCGGAUCAUGCCACGCUGAACUGGGCACCGUUCGAGUUCAAGAACAACAACGAAGUACAAGCCUUCAACGACGCGAGGCCGUUCGAUCCCGACACGUUCAAGCCCGCCCACAAGAAGUCACUCUCGGCUACUUUCAAGCCUGGCCACAAGAAGUCGCUCUCUGCUACGGCUACGGCUUUCGUACCUGGCGCAGCAAUCUGGACUGCCCCCAAGGAACAAACCGCCGAUACUGCUUCUGAGGAGAUUACCGAUCAAGCUGCCGAUCAGUCUGCGUCUGUGGAGAUAGACGCGACGGUUGAAAUCGAACCUGCGGUGGCCGCUGAGGAAUCACAGGUGCCAGAGGAACAAGUGACGGAGUCCGUUGAGAAGCCGAUGGAAGAGCAAGCACUGCCCGACUCUGUUUCUCCGCCCAUUGCUGCUCCCGAGCCGCCAGCCAUCGCCGAGGACGUCACCGCUUCUGGUCCCGAACAGGCUUCGCCGCCCCAACCGUUGAAGCGUACUGGUCUCGCCGCUUCCCGUUUCGCUGCUCCUCCGUCUCCUAUGGGAGAAGACGAGCCGGUCGUUGUGGAACGCGCCAUCUCGCCUGUCUCUUCUGAGAAGCUGCCCGUCGCAUCGAGUGACGAACGUGGCGAGCCUGCAGCAAACGAUUUGGUCGCCGAGCAGACCAUGGCUGAUAUCGACGAGGUAAUGCGUCUCAUGAAUGACGACCCGGAUAUGGGGGUCAACAGGACAUAUGACGACCAGUCACAGUGGCAAGAAGCGAGUCCGAUUCGCCAGUCUGCUCUUGUCACGGACUCCUCGCCCACCCGCCUACCUCCUCCGAGUUACGCCCGCAGUGACGCUCCCAGCCCGAGCCAAGCUGACUAUGCUGAUCCAACGGCAAUGGACAUGGAAGACCCCUUUAUCAACCCCUCUCGCAGCAGCCAGUCUAUUGAGGGCGCCGUUCACCGUCUUAAUGGCGGCGAGAGCCUACCAGCUAGUGACUGGGAAGGCGUCUUCAGCGAAUCGGAGCAAACCAAGCUCGAGUCGCGUGUUGCCUUCUUCGACGGCCGUGUUAAUGAGCUUUUCGGUGGCCUGCUCGCUGCCCGUCUUGGGCCGCUUGAGCGGACGCUGGACAGCAUGAGCCACGCCUUGUUGAGACGCACGCGAUCCAACCGCCGGGAACGAGGCAGCUUCUCCGUCGAGGUUCGCGAGAGUGACGCUGACGAUGAGGAUGACGAGGUGCCCGGCCCGCCUCGCUCCAUGAGCCCGCGCCGGGACCGCAAGAUGGACCAGAUCCGCGCUGUUAUUCUGGAUGUCCUUGGCUCGCAACGCCGGAAUCAGCCCGCCGAGACUUCGUCGCCCCUUGACAACUCCUCUGUCCUGAAGGCACUCGAGGACAUGAAGGAGCAGCUGGGCCAGUCGCUCCAACCUUCGCUCCGCAGCGAAGACUUCAAGACUAUUGUUGAGGAUGUCGUGGAGCGCCGCGUCCCUGCUCCCGCUCCGGCCACGGACAAGGACGAGCAGGUGAACGAGCUCCAAGCCCGCGUCGCCGAGCUCGAGCAGCGGCUCCGCGCCGAGGAGACCAAAGCCGAGGCCGAGGUUUCUGCCAGGCGCGCUGCCGAAGAUCGGGCUGCAGAGGCUGAUCGUGAACUGCAAUCCGUGGCUACCAGGAUCGAGGUUGAGAUGAUAAACAAGAGUGCCUUGAGCCGGCGCAUUACCGACCUCGAAGAUCGGGCGCAGCACGCGGAGACGAAGGCAGAGGAGCAGGUUAGUGUCAGAAGAGCCGCCGAAGACCGGCUUUCGGAGAUUCAACGCCUGCUCCGGAUAUCGUCCGAGGAGGAGACACGGCUUAGAGAGCUUGUCGAAGAGAAGGACGAGAAAAUCAAGGCGGCCGAGGCUAUCCAUAGCAAGAGUGCCAUGCGUCUCAGCGUUUUGGAGGCCAGCCAGGCCAAUGCUCAUCAGUCCCAGGGUGAGGCGCAGAACCGCGUCAACACCCUCGAGGCCGAUGCCCGAGAGGCUCGCAAGGAGACCCAGCAUUGGCGGUCUGAGACUGACCGGAUCGUCACCAUCAUCCAGCGCCGUGACAAGGAACUUGCGCAGGCCCUCGAUGAGAACAAGGCUAUGCACAAGCUCAUCGACACCCUGGGCACCCAGCUGCAGGAGAAUGAGCGUGUGCGCGACACUUGGCGCACCAAGUUCAUCUCUAUGCAAGAUGAGAUGGCCCAGGCGGCGAAGGAGAUCACCGAGGAGAACGCUCGCCGUGCCAAGAAGGAACAAACGCUCCUUGCACGGCAAGAGGUUCUCGACGCCAGGCUGCAAGCUGAGGCAAGGACGCGUGAGCGUAUCGAAACGGAGCUCGAGAGGUUGGAGAUGGGUGAGCGCCAAGGCAUGAGGGCCGUCUCCGAGUGUAAGAGACUCGAGGGUCUCCUCGCCGAAUUGCGCACCGAGAACCACAAACUCCACCAGAGCUCGCUCCGCUACCAAGCCGAGUUCCAGGAGGCUAGAGAGUCCGGCGCCCGUGAGGUCCAGCGUACCCGCGACGCGAUGCAGGCUGAAGUGGAGAAUGCCAACCACCAGGUCAACGUCGCCCGCGAGGAGCUCGAAGACCAGGUGUCGAGACUCAGGUCCCAGCUCGAUCAAGUCAAGUUGGAUGCGGACACGGCCAAGGCUCGCCACGAUAUGUUGCUGGAGGAGGCGCAGAACUCGAAGCAGGCAGGCCACGACGAGCAGGUGCGCAGGCAUCAAAAUGAGGUCGAGGACCUGCAGGCGCGCUACGAACGCCAGCUCAACAACACGACGGAGGACGCGCAGAGAGCGGAGCAGAACCUUCUGGAACGCCUCAGCAUCUCGACGUCCAAGUCGGAGCAUCUACAAGACAAGGUCGCGCAUCUGCAGGAGAAGCUGGAGAUUGCCCAAGAGGCCGCCCGAGCCGCCGCCCUCGCUGCGAAGUCGGCCUCCGGGGCCGAGGCUACAAUCCCUCAGCAUAAGCCUGCUUCCGCCGUUACGUCUACCGCUGCUACUAGCGCUGCAUGCCAGCUCGAGCUUCCUGAAAGGAUUUCGCCGCAGGCCCUGCGCGAGUCCAUCAUGGUGCUGCAAGAGCAACUGCAGGAACGCGAGCAGACGAUUGAGGCGCUGGAGUCCAAACUGUCCCAGAUCGAUCCCGAGGCGGAGACCAAGAUCUCGAAGCGCGAUGACGAAAUCAUCUGGCUGCGCGAGCUUCUUGCCGUCCGACACUCGGAUCUCCAGGACAUUAUCGGCGCCCUCAGCCGAGACGACUACGACAAGAACGCGGUCAAGGACGCGGCCAUCCGCCUCAAGGCGAACCUCCAGAUGGAGGAACAGGAGCGCGAGCGGGCGAUGAACGGCGGCUCAUCCAUCAAGCUGCCCAACAUCGCCGCCACGAUCCAGGCGGCAACGCCUCGCGUAGCCCAGGCGGUCGGACCCCUGGCCGCAGCAUGGGGCAACUGGCGGAAGGCGCGCGAUCUCAGCAGCGCCCUGUCAUCCCCUGCUCCGGCCAACGGACGGAACGUGAACGUGAACGCGACGCCCUCGCGCGCCAGCCCCGCCUCGAGCAGCAGCCUGCUCGGCGGGCUGCUGACGCCGCCGGCGUCCCACGUCAACCAGACCCCGACGGCCCGAGCCAGGCAGCAGCAGCAGCAACAGCAGCAACAGCAGCAGCCGACCGCCUUCUCCAACACGGGCCGCCGCUUCACGGCGCAGGACCUCGCCAACCGGCCCCGCCCGCCCCCGUCGUCGUCGUCGGCCUCGCCCGCGCUCUCCGACGAUUCGUCCUCCAAGGGCAAGGCCCCGGCCGCGGCCGCCGCCGCGCAGGAGACGCCCCGCCGCCGCCCGCUCGCUGACCCCGUCACGCCUCCCAUGAUGCGCUCGAGCGCGUACGACGAUGAUGCCCAGGCGGAGGACUUUGAUGAUACUGGGUUUUUUGAGGAGGAGGACUGA
This is a messenger RNA of Chaetomium fimeti, 6981 nucleotides long. RefSeq lists its product as uncharacterized. The transcript is spliced from 5 exons. Bases 1 to 6981 code for a protein of 2326 amino acids. Lineage: Eukaryota; Fungi; Ascomycota; Sordariomycetes; Sordariales; Chaetomiaceae. The record is from RefSeq and is a predicted model, not a curated record. Gene Ontology annotation, cellular component: cytoskeleton.